Cynocephalus volans (Philippine flying lemur) is the source of this 678-nucleotide messenger RNA. RefSeq names its product claudin 8 (gene CLDN8). Gene Ontology annotation, cellular component: plasma membrane; bicellular tight junction. The record is from RefSeq and is a predicted model, not a curated record. The transcript has a single exon. Gene Ontology annotation, molecular function: structural molecule activity. Gene Ontology annotation, biological process: bicellular tight junction assembly; cell adhesion. NCBI's taxonomy places the organism in Eukaryota, Metazoa, Chordata, Mammalia, Dermoptera, Cynocephalidae. The coding region runs from base 1 to 678 and encodes 225 amino acids.
AUGGCAACGUCUGCCUUGCAAAUUGCUGGACUGGUACUUGGUGGUAUUGGCAUGGUGGGCACACUGGCUGUCACCAUCAUGCCUCAGUGGAGAGUGUCUGCCUUCAUUGAGAGCAACAUUGUGGUUUUUGAAAAUCUCUGGGAAGGACUGUGGAUGAGUUGCAUGAGGCAUGCUAACAUCAGAAUGCAGUGCAAAAUCUAUGAUUCCCUUCUGGCUCUUUCUCCGGACCUACAGGCAUCCCGAGGACUGAUGUGUGCUGCUUCUGUGCUGUCAUUUUUGGCUUUUAUGACGGCCGUCCUUGGCAUGAAGUGCACCAGGAUCACUGGAGAUGAUGAGAAGGCAAAGAGUUACAUCCUGCUAACGGCUGGAAUCAUCUUCAUUAUCACAGGCAUCGUGGUGCUCAUCCCUGUAAGCUGGGUUGCCAAUUCCAUCAUAAGAGAUUUCUACAAUCCAAUAGUGAAUGUCGCCCAGAAACGUGAGCUCGGAGAAGCCAUCUACAUAGGCUGGACCAUGGCGCUGGUGCUGAUUGCUGGAGGGGCACUGUUCUCUUGUGUUUUCUGUUGCAGUGAAAAGAGCAGUAGCUACAGAUACUCAAUACCUUCCCAUCGUACAACACAAAAAAGUUAUCACAUGGAAAAGAAGUCACCGAGUGUAUACUCCAAAAGUCAGUAUGUGUAG